UAGUAACAAUUGCCAAACAAUAUGUUCUUGUGUUGUGCAUGUUCACAUCAGAUGCAUAUAAUGCAAGUAUUUCUGAAACAAUCAUUGUUAAAUAAUGUAUACUUUAAAAUUGAUAAUGAUAGGACCAAUUAAUAGCGGAAAGACCACAAUAGCGAAUUUUCUAGCAGAUGCUACAGAAAUUCCGUAUGACUAUCGUCCAACUCAAGGUGUUCGAAUAUUGGAAUUUGAUAUAAAUGACAUCGAAAUAAAUAAUGAACGUACUUCGAGGGACAUCGAAUUAUGGGAUUGCAGUGGAGAUCACAAAUUCAAAAACUGCUGGCCAGCUAUACGUAAAGGCGUACAUGGUGUGAUACUCGUAUAUAGUGCAAAAAUGCAGGAUUCUUCGAAACAGUUGAAAGAAUUUUAUGAUUAUUUUGUUAGUGGAGCUAAACUGGGACCAAACAAUUGUGUAAUAUUCUUCUUUGAUUCUGAUAAUGCUACAUCAAGUGCAUCAAAAAUUAUUUCAUCUAGCUUCCCUAAUGUCUCUCAUGUCAAAUGUAACGUGGAUGAUGGUGGGGAUAAAUUAAAAACUGACUUUCAGUUGUUUCUAAGUACCUUAAUGACAAAACUGCAAGAAAACAAACAAGAGAAAUUGAUAUUGAGUGACAAUAUAUUAUUUGCUAAAUAAUAUAUAUUCAUCUCUUAUGGCAAUUAUGUAAAUAAUGAAGAACUUUCUCCUUUAUGAUAUUAAGAUCUA
Messenger RNA from Camponotus floridanus (Florida carpenter ant), 736 nucleotides. RefSeq names its product intraflagellar transport protein 22 homolog. Bases 95 to 667 code for a protein of 190 amino acids. Gene Ontology annotation, biological process: intracellular protein transport. The record is from RefSeq and is a predicted model, not a curated record. NCBI's taxonomy places the organism in Eukaryota, Metazoa, Arthropoda, Insecta, Hymenoptera, Formicidae. Gene Ontology annotation, molecular function: GTPase activity. The transcript has 4 exons. Gene Ontology annotation, cellular component: endomembrane system.